AACCAACCCCAACAAAUUUACUUCCCCCUCAUCCUUCAUCUCGAUUGUCCACUCUCGUCGAGUUACUAACUACUUAAAUAUUUAUGACUAGCAGGAUGCAGAUCUCCUACAGCGAAUCACAAACCGCCUUGCUCUCCCCUCCUUCAUCAUCAGCAUCAUCUGAUUCAAUCCCACAACUCACCCAAUCCAUCCAUCAACUCCCACCAUCCUCAACCGGCGGUACUCAGACCACCCCCAAGAACCACCACUCACUCACCAUCAACACUAACAACUGCCACCAACAACCCCCAGCAGAUCAUCACUCCAACAACCGCCCCAGUUCAAAUCACACAAUGUCUCUGACCAUCAACACCACUGCCACUGCCACCCAUCACAACAACAACAACAACAACAACAAAAUGUUCUCACUCGAAACCCCUCCACCCUCAAACUCACAGUCAUCAACCCCUUCAUCAGCCGCCACCUCAUCCACUCCCACCUCAACCACUCCCACCCACUUCAUCCAUCAGAAGAGCUACUCAUCCUCCUACUCAUUCCCGAUCGUCAACUUCAACUCCCCCACUCCACCAUCAACAACAGCCGAUAGAUCAGACUACUUUGACCACAAUCUCCCCUCACCCACGCGCAUUCAUCAGCAGCAGCAGCAGCAGCAGCAGUCCCCUAAACCUAUUCGACCGGUCCAUCAGAAGGCUCAAUCUGAGAGCGUCAUGAGGCUCGAACUACCCCUCAGGUUUCCCUCCUCCUCCUCCUUAACCUCUCUCGAUAACAUACCCAUGUUACGAAAGAAAUCCGGAGAGGUCGUUAGAUCCUCACUCAAGCUCUCAUCCAACCAGGGCUUUGCCUCUUCUUCCUCCUCCUCAAUCUGUUCAUCCUCCAGAUCUAGUUCAUACUCCAACAGUCGGAGCGCCCCAUCUACUCCCACCCAAGGCCCCAAGGCCGUCCAUUUCGAUGCCCAUCUCGAACAUGUUCGACACUUCUUAUCCCAGCAGAGACCGAUUGCGGUCAGUCGAGACGGAUCGCCCAUCGAAACGGAGACCGAAGGAGAAGAAGAAUACCCGUUCCCUGACCUGCUCAACUCUGAUGAUCAUCGUCAUUCUGAUCGCUCCAAACUGGUGAUCGAACUGCCCAAUAUGCCUCUCCAUCCUAGACUCACUCUGCUCAAUAAGGUUUGUCUCAAGUCCCUCGAGCUCGCUACCGAUGGCAAGAACCUCAAAGGUACCGUCCUCGUCGAGAACCUCAGCUUCGAGAAACGGGUCGCCGUCCGAUUUACGUUUGAUAGUUGGCAAACGGUCUCAGAAGUCACUGCGGAUUAUCUCAGCAGCUGUCCUCCUGUCCCUUCCCCUCCUAAAUCCACCACCACCACCUCUUCUUCGAUAAAAGGGGGACCCAGUCCGGCGGCUGAUUUGUUCGGCUUCACCAUCAAAUUGCAAGACGUUCUGGCUAGGAUCCACCAACGCGAAAUGGAGAUCGCCGUCCGUUACUUGGCCAAUGGGGGCGAGUUUUGGGAUAAUAAUUCAAAUGCGAAUUAUCAUGUCAAGUUCAAGAUGCUUCGUCAUGGAGGAAACAAUCCUCAUCAAGCUUCUUCCAACAAUCAACAACAACAACAACAACAAAUGGGCUUAUCGACCAGUAACGGCACAACACCAACCACAACGACGACCAAUGGACAACCGCAGAACAGGAAGACUCGGGGUGAUUCGUCUGACCCUUCAGGUCCGUGGGCGACCACCUUGAGGGCCGAAUUGGACCGGCUAGUCGGCGACGAUCUGGGGCUUUCCUCUUCCUCUGGAAUUGGCGGGCUUCCGGACGGGGUGAUCAAGAAGAAGAAGACCCACUCGAGCUCGUUUUCUUCCUUUGGUGCAGCUGGAGACUCUAAAGCAGACUUCAUGGGCAAUGCUACUGGGAAUCUUGGGCAUUUCAGGGCCGGCUCGGCACUCUCGGCUCGCUACGAUUUUGGACUCUCGCUCAAACAGGCCGCCGCCGUCAAACAUCUUCAAUCUUCGACCCCGUCUAAUGGGAUGGCAAAUGGAAAGAUUGGUGUUGGGAAUACUCAUCGGUUCACCCCAGCGAUCCCGCUGCCGAUCUCUAACGUCCCGGUCGAAUGGAUCGGGAUCAACUCGACCAACCCUCAUCAUCGGCCUUCUCCGUCUGCUGCUUCGGCUGGUGGGUUCUUAAACUCGUUCGAUCUCUCCGAUCACCGUCCGCCGGUCCAUCCUCUUCAUUACCAGCCUCCUGAGUCGCUCACCUACCACUCCACAGCCAGCAAUAAACCCGGGCUUAGUAAGCGUUGGCAUUCUAGUGCUCCAGCCGUUCAUCAGCCCAUCGUUCAGAUCCCUUUGCUCCCCCCUUCGCCCCCUCAAGAACCGUCCUCUUCUGAUGCUCCCACCCCCACCACCGAUACUUCUUCUUCUUCUUCUAGCAAUACUACUCCUACCAGUUCUGCUGCCUCUGCUGACCCUUCUUCAGCCGCCGGGUUCUCGGCGUUCCUUAACUCCGGCAUCGUCACGCCUCAGUCUCCCUCUUUGACUGACGAUUCCAUUUGAUUUCUUCUUAUCGCUUUUUUUUGUUUCUUUUUUUUUGUCUUUUUUUUUCUCUCUCUUUGGUUUUUUGCAUCCCCCUCCCCCCUCACCCCCUCCUCUUUUUCUUUUUCGUCGUCGGCCUCGGGCUUCUUUAUCUCUUCUUAGUCAAUCAAACAGUCAAUCAAUCAAUCAAUCUCACGAUCUAUCUAUCCAACAACCCAUCCUAUCUAUACUUAGAUAGUCAGUCACUUCUUUAUAUAUCUUAUGUAGUCUUCUUCUUCUCGAACUUUCUCGCUUCAAAUCAAUCAAUCACGGCUCCUUCUUUUUUUUUUGUAUUAUCCUCCUCUAUCUUCUUUCUUCAUCUCUGCUCUUCAUCUCUG
Messenger RNA from Puccinia graminis f. sp. tritici CRL 75-36-700-3, 2899 nucleotides. RefSeq lists its product as uncharacterized. Bases 84 to 2543 code for a protein of 819 amino acids. Lineage: Eukaryota; Fungi; Basidiomycota; Pucciniomycetes; Pucciniales; Pucciniaceae. Gene Ontology annotation, molecular function: protein phosphatase 1 binding; glycogen binding. The transcript is spliced from 2 exons. Gene Ontology annotation, biological process: regulation of glycogen biosynthetic process. Gene Ontology annotation, cellular component: protein phosphatase type 1 complex. The record is from RefSeq and is a predicted model, not a curated record.